CGAAGCGGUGACCAAACGUCAUCCUAGUACCGCUAAUGCUGGCCAGGAACCCACGCCCUGGCCUGCGGGCUUAAGAAGGACGGGCGCUUGUUGUCGAAUGCCGGUUCUUCCUCCUCUCCUCCAAGACGACGAACGAUGCAGAGCAACAGGCAGCCGUCGAAUCCCCGACCAGCUUGUCGAUUUCAUCAAGCCGGAAACUGUAGACGGGAGGACUGUCGAUUCAGUCAUGAUGUUAACGUCUGUAGCCCGACGACACCAAAUGCGCAGUCGAACAAUCAACAGAGACGCGGUGCGUUUCGUGGCCGUGGCAGGGUACGCCCUUCCGCUAGCGGCGCCUUGCGAUCGGAAAAAGAAGGACAUGGUAAUGGCGUGCAGAGGUGUACAUACUACAGCAGAGGAAAGUGCAACCGAGGCGAUAACUGCCGAUUCAGCCAUGACACGGAGCUUCCCUCCGGCUCGACCUUACCUCAAGUACCUAUCCUUGAAGAGUCUACACCACCAAUUGCUUCCUCGAGCUCGUCUGGUCAAACGAAGCAACAGGAUCGUGCGGAACGAGCUGCAGCAAGGGAAGCAGAAACUGAAGCCCGCCUUGCACGCAUCGUCCGAGAAGAAGCCGACCAGACGUACACGAAGCUGAUCGGCGGCUCCAUUGUCACCUUCAGCGCAGGCGCCACCAUCCAGUCUCUUGUUACUGGCUUCCACACGUCUAUCGUCCGAGUCACUGGGCUUCCGGCAAACACGACGAUCAACACCCUCUCGCUCCUGAUCCUCGGUCAGGAUCUCUCUUCGGGGGACUUCCACAUCGUUUCGCAUAACCAAUACAAGCGCGAAGGCGAGGUCCUCGUCAAGCGCAGUGAGGUUGAGCGUUUGGUGGAGGCAAUCGAUGACGCCGAGAUGGGUAGCAAUCGCCUUAGCGCGACCCUGAUCGAUGGCGGCGGAGUGACGGGGAAUUCGACCUACGUGCUCGCCAUAUGGUGGAGGGCGCCGUCGGUCAGCUACGUGGCUACGUACCGUUCGACGGACUUAGCUGAAGCCAAGGCUCGUGAACUGAAUGGCCGUAUACUAUCUGGACGGCGCGUUAAUGUGUUCGUCCGAAGGCCUCGGAAUGCGGGUCGUUAUUUCGAUGCUUCGCCCUCGACCUCGAUUAUAUUGGAUGGUCUGCCUCUCUCUGUCUCGACCAACGACGUCUCCCGCUUCACUGGCAACACUGAUGUAUUGCGGCAGCCGGCAAAGGACUACAACGUCGACGAAGCAGUCGCUCAGCUGGGCCACCACAUCAGACUGUACUCACCGGUGGCGCAGGUCACAAACGCCACGCGUCCCAACGAGAAAAUGGUCCAGGUGCGCGUGGCCUUCGACGAUGGCGACGCAGCAGAGCGUGCGCGCAUCAGCCUCGAUGGCCAGAGGAGGUUCUCCUGGAAUGGCAACUGGCCGCUGUAUACCCGUCUGGACGAGCCCGUACAGUACAAACUCUCCAUCCCGGUACGGCAGUACAACGUCCAGAAGCGACAGUGGGACGAGCUCGCUGGCAGCGGGGCGGCCGCGUCCCUGCGGAUCGACGCCCCGCGGCACCCAGGUCGGCCCCAUGUCUUCAUUCAGAUCUCGGGGAAGGAGAAGGAGGCCGUGGGCCAGCUCAAGGUUCGCGCCGAGGACCUUGCGCGAGGGCAGGUCCUUGCGGCAUGGGCAGUAGGCCUCACUGAGCGGUUUUUGGAUGGCGUGGCCGAGCGCACAGGGACGUUCAUCCUCCGCGAUGCGCGCACCCGCGCGCUUAAGGCGUUCGGCGAGCCGGCCGCGGUGCUCGCAGCUCGCGAGCAGAUCCAGGAGGAGGAGGACCGCUUGGCAGCGCUAGAGAUAUCGAUUCCGGUCAAGCCAGCGGUGGUGGCAUACUUCCUGCGCCAAGGCAUUCCCGCCCUAAAGGAGGAACUCGGCGAGGAGAACGUGAAGCUCGACGGCCCUCGUGCGCGGUGCCAUGUCGUCGUCCGCGGUGGUGAAGCAGCGCGACGCGCGGUGGAGCGCCAUAUCAUCGACUCUGCGACGUAUCGCCCCUCUGCAGCCGUGGAUGCGACGUGCCCGGUCUGUUAUAUGGAGCCGUCCGCUCCGUUCCGUCUGGGGUGCGGCCACAUUUACUGCACGGCCUGCGCCAAGCACCUGCUUUCCAGCGCGACGGAGAACAAGACCUUUCCUCUCCUGUGCAUCGGGGAGGAUGCCACUUGCGGGGUGCCAAUUCCCAUCCCGACGAUCCGCAAGUUCCUGGCCGAGGAUGCGGUGACAAAGCUUUUCGACGCUGCGUUCACGGCGCACAUCGAAAGGAACCCGGACAGGCUGAAGUACUGCCGGACUGCGGCGUGCGAGCAGGUGUAUGCUACCGAUGGUGAACAGCAAUUCUUGUCUUGUCCGUCGUGCUUCGCCACCGUCUGCACGGGCUGCAACGAAGGCGCACAUGUUGGCAGGACGUGCAGGGAGAACGCGCGCGACGUCCAGCGGAAGCACGACGAGAAAUUGAACGACGCGCUCAUCGCCGAACAGAAUUUCAAGCGCUGCCCGAGUUGUCAGGUCCUCGUGGAAAAGACAGAAGGCUGCAACCACAUCUCAUGUCGCUGCGGUGCACACUUCUGCUGGAGGUGCACUCGAGUGUUCCCCCGCGACGAGAUCUACAAUCAUAUGACGGAAGCACACGGCGGGAUAUACGAAGACGUUCGUCCCGCGCAGGCGCCUCAGAGGGCACCACCACCGCAGUAUCCUGUGCCGCCACGUCCGCGAGAAUUCGAAUAUGACGCGGUCGAUGUCAUGGAGCAGCACCGCAUCCUUCGGGACAUCGCACAAAGGCGGGAGGUGGCGCAGCGAAGGACUAUAGAAGAGAGAAACCGGCAGGCUCGGCAGACAGAGGCAGCACAGUACCAGAGGGAGGCGUAUAUAAACAGGCAGUGGCAGAUGGAGGCUCAGAGACUCGAGAUCGAGCAACGCCAACGGGAGGAAGCGCAGAGAAGAAAUAGCGGAUGGGGAUGCACCGUUAUGUGAAGGGCAAUCACUACGAACCCGCGCAGACGUGCCGAAAGAAUGCUUGUGAUGGAAAAGCGCGAUACAAUUGCAGUCACUUGGUACACAUACUCAAUGGUCUUGUCAAACAUUGCCUGUUACGAAAACAAUUUGUCUUCCUCUAUCUCCGACGCAGAUUUGAGCUCCGACUGGAGGAGUCUCCAAUAUUCCUCUUCCAGGUUCG
Schizophyllum commune H4-8 is the source of this 3220-nucleotide messenger RNA. RefSeq lists its product as uncharacterized. Gene Ontology annotation, molecular function: ubiquitin binding; zinc ion binding; ubiquitin-protein transferase activity. The transcript has 5 exons. NCBI's taxonomy places the organism in Eukaryota, Fungi, Basidiomycota, Agaricomycetes, Agaricales, Schizophyllaceae. Gene Ontology annotation, biological process: proteasome-mediated ubiquitin-dependent protein catabolic process; protein linear polyubiquitination. Bases 136 to 3018 code for a protein of 960 amino acids. The record is from RefSeq and is a predicted model, not a curated record. Gene Ontology annotation, cellular component: ubiquitin ligase complex.